This is a messenger RNA of Dicrocoelium dendriticum, 288 nucleotides long. NCBI's taxonomy places the organism in Eukaryota, Metazoa, Platyhelminthes, Trematoda, Plagiorchiida, Dicrocoeliidae. The record is from the annotation of a GenBank genome assembly.
AUGGGGGGUUUUUGGAGUGGCGGAAGGGGUCGGGACGGGGUUCGGGUGCGGUGGGAGGGGGGUCGGUCGUCGGGGACGUUCGGGGGGGGUGUCGGGGGGCAGGUACGGGGGGUGGGGGUUCGGUUGAGGGUGGGAGAGGGGCCGUUCGUGCCGCGUGGUGUCCGGCGGGUAGGAUGGGGUUUGGACGGGGAGGGGGGGGGGGAUGGGGAGUGGGGAAAUGGUGGGAGGUUCGUUCGUGGGGUGGGUGGGGUCGGGAGGGAGGGUAGGAGGGGGGGGGGGGGGGUUUAG